AUGGACUCGCAGCUCGUGACGAGCAUGAGCGAGGUCGACGACUUCCGCGUCGAGAAGCAGGCCCCGCGCCGCUGGCACCGCAAGCGCAUCCUUGGCCUUCUCGGCGCGCUCGUCCUUGUCGGUUCUGUGAUUGGCAUCGUCGCCGCUUCGACGUCGUCAUCGAGUGACGCGAAGACUGUCAGCACCAGCGCGACGAACCUUGGCAUGGCCAUUUGCUACGACACGUACCAAGCCGACAAGAUCGACGCCCAUUUUACAACGAUCGCGACGCGCUUCUCGGCCGUCCGGUCGUUCCAGACGUGGCUGCCCAACAACGACAACGUCAUUGACGCCGCCGCCCGCCACAACCUCUUUGUCUACCCAGGCAUCUGGCUGCGCGGCGCCGACUACGCCCGCGACGUCCAAGCCGCAAUCGACGCAAGAUCAAGGACGUCCGCGCCAAGUUCAGCGCCGCGGGCCUGA
This is a messenger RNA of Saprolegnia parasitica CBS 223.65, 462 nucleotides long. RefSeq lists its product as hypothetical. Bases 1 to 462 code for a protein of 153 amino acids. Lineage: Eukaryota; Oomycota; Saprolegniomycetes; Saprolegniales; Saprolegniaceae. The transcript is spliced from 2 exons. The record is from RefSeq and is a predicted model, not a curated record.